AUGAAUCCUUCUAUUGAGUAUUAUAAUCUCCAGUAACACAAGCUUUACGAAUACAUGGUUGGCUUAACCUAGAAUGUAACAGGAAUUGAAAAAAUAGUAAUUAAAUCAAUUAAUUCAAGUUCGCAGAAUUAAUAGCAUGCCUCCAAGAUUUUAGUUCAGCGAUUUCAAGUAUUGGAAGAAAGUUUCACUCUUAAAUAAGCAAUGGCAAUGAACCAGAUAUUUUAGUUUGCUUAUAUCAAUAAGUCAGCAAUUACUUAUUAAGAUUGUCAUAAAAUUGGGAUAAUACAGCCCAAAAAAUUAAGAGUGAAAUUGCUGAACCUUACUCUUAAUUUGUAGUGAAUUUCAGAUAAACAAAUAGAAGUUUGAAUAGCGAUUCCAAAAAGCAAGUAGCAGAAAUAGUAGAAACAAGAAAAGAAAUGUGUAAAACAUAAGAGGAAUGUUGGAAAUUAAUGAAAUUAUUUGAAUAGAAAUCUGAAUAGGCAUAAUAAAUGAUAGAUCACAUUGAAAAAGGUAACGCAACAAAGGAGGAUUUUUAAAGAUAAUUUAAUAAUUCUCUAAGAAUAUAAGAAUUGGCAGAUGGAAUGGAAAAGGACUAUAAGAAAUUACUAUAGAUAACAAAUGAAAGGUGGAAACAGUUUCAUUAAGAAUGGGAUACAAUAUUUGCGAAUGUAGGUUUGAAUGAAUAGAGUAGGUAUAACAUAUAAUAUAAAAUAGGAUUAUGUUUACGAAGCAAACUAUUAGUGCAUUAUUGAAAUUACUGCCUUUCGAUUAAGAUUAAUCUUAAUUUGAAGAAAAAAUAUCAGAUUUAGAACUAAAAUUGAAAUAAGACCCAAAGAUUCCAAUUAAAAAGUUGAUUGAAAAAAGAAUGCAAAUUUAAGAGGGGUGUAAGAAUUAUAAUGAUUAUUAAAGCCUUUAAAUUUUCAUUUGAAGAGUUCAUUAGUUAUGAAUAGUGGAAGAAGAAUCCCCAAAGCCUUGAUUAGGCCCAUCCUGCUUAAUAGGUUUAAAAUUAAUGGACACUUGUUGGCGAUAAAAUCUAAGAGGAAGAGAAAAAGCUUAUAGAUAAAUAUCUAUAAUCUUUAUUUUAAAUUGAUCUAUCAGAUAAAUGCGAGUACAUAAUAAAAAUAAAGUAAAUUCUUUAGAAAUCAGCAGGCAGAAAUUAUUUUAUAAAUUCUUUGAAUAAAUUGCACACCAAAUCAUAUCAAGACAAAUAAGCAAGUAAAUUGAAAUAUUAUAGUAGAAUUCUAUUUAACAUUAACAACUGAAUAAUUUAUGGAAUUGCUAUAAUUAAUUAGACAUUGGUUAAAUUAUGUAGAUUUGAAUGAACUUUAUGAAUCUGAGGAUAUUUAUGAUUUAUUAUUAAAAGCAAUUCGAAUUGUCAGAAUGGAUGGAAAAGAGAGAGUUAAUUUAGCUUCAUAAUUAUCAGAUAAUCCUCUGUGGACUAAAGUUGAUAGAUGGAUUGAAUUGUUUCAAUUUAUAAGCGCCAAGAAAGUGGAUGAAAAGAGAAAGUAGGCUCAAUCAAUCAUGCAAUAAACCUAAAGCACAAUUUUAAAAAAAGGAGUCAGAAUAAUUGGAAAGGGAUUAUCGAUAAUCAAGAAUUUUGGAGCCUAGUAAUCUAAUAUGAUAGAAGUAAACGAAAGUGAAAUCUGCUAUAUGAUAUUAGACGAAAUUAAUCUAUUUAUUUAUUCCUUAAAAUUACCAUCAGAAUUAUCUGCAGAAAUAAUAAUUCAAAUUGCGUCAUAAUAAUAACAUAUUGAUAAGGAUCAUGUUGUUAAGUUAUUGGAGAAAUAGGAAGAUUUGCAUAACACUCAAUGGAAGAAGCUUUUCAAAUCAGGGAAAGUGGUUUUAACUCAUAAAACUGAAAAGCAUGAAAGAAACAAGUUAUACAUUUAUGAAAAUAAAGUAAUUUAAGGAUGUGGAGCUUGUUUAAAGUAAGAAUUUCUUUAUUAAAUUAGAUUUUUAUCGAUUUAGGAUUAACCAUAGAAAUUACUGACUCUCAAUAGCAAUUUUAAUAAAUAGUUGAAACACAAAAUUAAGAAAUUCUAUUUGGGAAAUUCUCAAGUCCUCUCAGAUGAAUCUACUCAUUAAUUAAGAUUGAGAUUGAUGUCUUAAGCUUUGAAAUUGAAAUAAUUGAAUAUUGAUUAUGUUGAAAUGAAAACUAAAGUAGGAAUAGAGAUGGAUGUUAAUAAUCUCUAUGAAGAAACAAUUAAAUUGGAUGUUUAGAGAAGUCUUCACAUUCACAAAGAUAAAAUUAAUUCAAAUGUUCUAUAAAGCUUAUUAAGAAUUUAUGCAUUUUACAAUUAAGAGGUUGGAUAUUGUUAAGGCAUGAAUUACAUUGCAGGAUACCUUUAUCUAACGUAUUAAGAUUAGGAGGUUGCUUAUAAGGCUUUUGAUAGAAUGAUGAAUCUCUAUUUUAAGGAAUUAUACAUGAAUGAUUUUUCUAAAUUGGUAAAAUUAAUAAUAAAUUGUAGAAAACUGGAUUUUAUGCUUUUGAAAGACUGCUCUGUAUUUUCUUGCCUGAAUUAUCUUAGCAUUUGAAGGAUUAGAAAAUAGAUGCCUCUUAUUAUGUUGCUUCUUGGUUCAUUACUUUAUAUUCUAAUGUAUUUCAAUAUAGUUAAAGAUCGGCCCUAUUGAAUGUGAUAUGGGACUUAUUUUUAGCAGAAGAAUGGAAAGGUAAAAUUUAAGAAUAAAAUAGGAUUCUAUAAAGCAACAUUUUAUAUAUUUUCAUUGAUUCAAUAGCAAAUUCUGAAUCUUGAAUUUGAUGAAAUCCUUCAUUAUUUAGGUCAGUUGAUUAAAUCAGAAAUAUUUAGUAUCAGUACAGAAAAAGAAUUAAUCCAAUACAUUUAGAAAUUUGAUAAAUCCAUCAAAGAUGAUGUAUCAAUAAAGAAAACGAUUCUAUCAAGAUUUAGAAUAACUAAUAAAAUGUUAAAGAGUUUGGAAUCAGAAUACCAUAGCUUUUAAUUGAAAUUGAAUAAAAAAUUUAAUUAAUGCAUGAAGAGAUGA
This is a messenger RNA of Paramecium octaurelia, 3000 nucleotides long. The record is from the annotation of a GenBank genome assembly. Lineage: Eukaryota; Ciliophora; Oligohymenophorea; Peniculida; Parameciidae.